UGUAUUUCUUGAAUUAUUAGUGAUCCUACAAAUAUUUUGAUAUAUCUAUGGCUAUUUCACUGUCCUCUGAUCGUGAGAUCGAUCGCUCGAAUGGAAUGUUCAUGCACUCACAAGCUUCUGGACCAAUCCAAGGUUCGUCCAGCCAUGCCUCCAGAAAGAACUACUCUUCCUCUCACAUUCCUAGACAUCCCUCUUGCAGGUCCUAUCUAUGUCAGGCGUCAAUUCUUCUACCAUUUUCCUUACCCUACUCACCAUUUCAUCCAAACGACGCUUCCCUCUCUCAAACACUCUCUCUCCAUCGCUCUCCACCAUUUCUUCCCUCUCGCAGGAAACCUCCUCUGUCCGCCGCCGCCUCAUAAGCCUUUCAUCCACUGCACCGGUGAACAUUCCGUCUCCUUAACGGUGGCCGAAUCCUCUUCUGAUAAUUUCAAUCAUUAUGCGGCCAACCACCCCAGACAUCUCAAAGACUUGGACAGCUUGGUUCCCGAGCUGUCAUGGAGUACAGUUGAUGGAGGCGUCGAUGAGACUGACGCCACGUUCGUCUUCCCAAUCGUAGCCUUGCAAGUCACGGUUUUUCCUAACGCUGGCCUCUGCAACGCCAUCACGUAUUGCCACGUGAUGGAUGCCAGUUGUUGCAGCCAUUUCAUGAAAACGUGGGCUUCCAUUUGUAGAUCCGAUGGUGGAGAUACGACUUUGCUGGAGAAGUCUCUGCCGUCGUAUGAUAGGGAAGCGAUCAAAGACCCGAGGGGCCUUGAAACCGUUUUCUUGAGAGACCAUUUUAUGGAGAGGUCGGCAUGGAAGGACAGUCUCGUGGGUAAAACAUCUAAGAGCAUCAUCAGGGUUGACAAUUUUUUCAAGGCAACGAUUGUGUUUGGCAGAAAUGAAAUCGAGGCACUGAGAAAAUGGGCGAUGAAUCAGUGGGGAAAAAGUGACGAAUCGAAAUCACCGAAAUAUCUAUCGAAGUUUGUGGUGACAUGCGGUUUUGUGUGGACCAGCUAUGUUAAGACGAGAUAUAGAGAUGACGAUGAAGAAGAGAAAGACGAGUACUUUCGUUUUGCAGCAGAUUGCAGAAACCGCCUCGAUUGUCCGGUACAAAAGAACUACUUCGGAAACUGCAUAACACAAUGCUAUGCAUCGCUGAAGAGGAAAGAGCUGAAAGGAGAAGGAGGGUUUUUGAAGGCGGUGAAGGUGAUUGAAGGGGUAAUAGAAGAUAUGAAGAAAGAACCUUUCAAAGAUGCAGAAAAGUGGAAGGAAAGCUUUCAGAAAACGUUCGUGUUAGGAAGCACAGUGUUGGUGACGGGGUCGCCGAAAUUCACCGUUUACGAGACAGAUUUUGGGUUUGGGAGGCCCACAAAGGUUGAGAUGGUCCAUGACUUGAAGUGCAUGUCUCUUGCUGAGAGUGGAUCUGAAGAAGGUGGACUUGAGGUUGGGUUGGUUUUCAGGGGGGAUGAAUAUGAACAUUUCAUGUCUGUCGUCGAACCAGGACUCCAAACUUUCAAAUCCUAGUUUGGGUCACUUACCCCAAAAUUUAAGAUUUCGCGUGUAUUAAUGGGGUUGAUGCGUAUCUGAAUUGUAAUUUUAGCGUUUCUCUAACGCAUCCAGAUACCACAUGUUAUGAUUGCCUUGUCAUUGGUUGAGAACUUGUACUCCUUCGAGGCUUAA
Messenger RNA from Prosopis cineraria, 1662 nucleotides. RefSeq names its product coumaroyl-CoA:anthocyanidin 3-O-glucoside-6''-O-coumaroyltransferase 2-like. Lineage: Eukaryota; Viridiplantae; Streptophyta; Magnoliopsida; Fabales; Fabaceae. The transcript has a single exon. The record is from RefSeq and is a predicted model, not a curated record. The coding region runs from base 91 to 1506 and encodes 471 amino acids.